This is a messenger RNA of Drosophila suzukii, 1815 nucleotides long. The record is from RefSeq and is a predicted model, not a curated record. NCBI's taxonomy places the organism in Eukaryota, Metazoa, Arthropoda, Insecta, Diptera, Drosophilidae.
GCUCAAAAAUUUCACUUUUACACUUUUUCCGCUCUUUCUCCCGAACCAAUUGAUUUUCUAUAGAUUGGUAUGCACUCCUUUUAGUUUUUACGAUACCUUUCGAUUGGUGUAUAACUCGUUAUGAUCGAACCAUCACUGAAGCUUUUUAAUUCUGCGGCUUUAUACAGAAGCCGCCUUCCCACACUCUCGUGGUGCGCUUCGGCACUACGUGAACUAUCGUCCACUAAGCAUUAUUGGUAAUAGCUGUGUUAAUAAAUCAGUCUACACCAAAAAAUCAAUCUACAACUUUUAUUGGUUGUAUAUUAGCAAGCAAUAUUUUUCUUGAUAACAUCCAUAUUUUUGUAAUUUUAUAUACGUAAGAUUAUCAUCCCCUACAAGCGCCAUUACCCCUUUACUCAUUUUACUUUUGGGAAAUAUUCGAAUCUUGAAACGAUUCGGUAGACGAUAGUGGCAAUUUAAGUGUGAGUAUUAAACUUUAUCUUAAUAACUGCUGCUGAUAGCCCUUUUCAUGACUCGCAGCUGGGUAAUAAGAAUGUCGAGAGAUCUAGCUUAUCAUGGACUCUGAUCGCGAAUUUCUAAUUAUACUUACCAUAAGCAAAAUUUUUUAUUACUUUGCAAAAUCAUCCGACACUAGAGUAGUUAUUAUGCCCCACCUGCAAAAGUGGACUUUCCUGAAAAUGAGUUUACGAAUUCCAAAAGCAGCUAAUACAGCGCCAGAUAAAAAUUAAAGGUAUGUUUCUAGUCUCCAAGUUCGAUUCAGUCGACCGCUCUGACCGAACUUUUCCACGUUGGGGGUCUUAUCGGGGGCAUGGACUGCUGCCGAAUCAGACAUAAUAGCCAAAACUUUGGCCCCCUAUCAAGCCAAUGGAACACCUGUGCCUCCUUUAGUCUUUCGUUUACCGCCAAAGCAAUAGCUUGCUUAAGUCCAUGGAAAUACUAGGCAUGGGUGAUGAGAACAAAGAGGGGUGUUGUCUGCUCUUAAAGGAGGAGUUCCAACGCUCCAAGUUCUCGCUGCGUUAUGAGGAACCUGGAGUCUUCUGUCGGUCACAAUGGCAGAAAGGGGACCGCAAUUUAAUCUGGCUGCUCUAUCGAUGGGCUCUGGCUGCCUUCUUUGCCGCUGGAGUUAUUGGCAGCAUGAUGCAGGAUUUUAAUGGCGGUCGGUGGUUCAUAUUCCUCACGGAUUGGGGAUUUACCCUGUGCCUGUUUACCUGCACAUACGGCGCUGUAAUCGCCACUAUUUACUACUUUAAUCAAUCUUAUUUCGCUCCUGGCGAUCGAUGGCUAAAGAUUUACUGGAUAUCUCACUAUACCACUUCUGUUCUAUCAAUGUUGAUUACCACGGUCUUUUGGGCAGCGCUUUCCUCUACCAUGCCCGAAGUGGCCGGUGAGCUCUACAACUUGUGGUGCCAUGCCUUCAACUCGAUCUGCAUGGUGCUCGACUGUUUUAUGGUGGCUUAUCCUAACCGCCUCAUGCACUUUAUCUAUCCCUUUUCCGUUGUGCUUAUUUUCUUGGUACAUUCCUUGAUUUACUAUUGGGCCGGCGGUACUGACAUCGACGGGAAUCGGUUUAUCUACUACGCACUGGAUUGGGCCCGUCCUGGCCUGGCGAUUGGAUUUGUUUGUGCCAGUUUGGCUUUAAUCUGUUGCUUUUCUUUUGUGGCUUUUGGAAUUUACCGGUUACGGAUCUCGAUGUACAACUGUCGCAACAAAAAGCAGGAGGAAACGGCACCCCUGAAAACUACUCCCAAGGACUCCCCUCUAACUGUUUAAAUUCUAUCAUUUUUAAUCGGUCUCAAAACCAUGGUAUAGAACAAG